AUCAGACCUACCUACAUCAGAUGUUUAUGCCUUCGUUGCCCAGACUUGGUUUUCUUUUUGUCUACAACUGGAGCGGGUUUUCGAUUUAUCCCGUCGCUCCGUACAUAAGCUAUCGGGUUUUGCUUCACCGGUCUCGACAAGCUCCUGGAAUAUAGUCACUGCGUCGUCCUCUGUCGACGCUCUCUCCACCUUUUUUCCUGCGUUAGGACAUUCAACGACAACACUGCAUGUCGAUUCCCACUCGAGCAUUACCGAGAGGCCGACCCAUUACCGCCGAUUUCAAAAGACGUUACUCGAAUUUGUCCCGCCCGUAGGCGGUCCUGCAUCUCUCAGGUUCAAGACUCGGGCCUCCAUCCUUCUUAUAACCAAUUCUCGCUAGACGACACAUCCACAAGAAUCUACUCACCAUGGGUCUGGUAGAUCAUGCCCUCGAGUAUCUUACUCUCAAAGUCGUCUUGGUCUUUGGCGCAAUAGCCUGGGGGUUAUGGGUAGCCGUAAAGCGCUUCGAUGAGACCAUACGGCUGCGCCGUUUGGCGCCUGGCACUCGUGGCCAGUCCCUGAAUGCCCGUUUCCCCGGUGGCAUCGACUUCAUCUUCAAGGCCGUCCGCGGGACAAUGACGCACAAGAACGUUGAGUUCUGGAAGGACAUGCUCUCCAAAGUCAAGGGCUGGACCGGCGAGAAGAGGAUCCUCGGCCUGCGCAUCGUCUUCACCGCCGACCCGGAGAACAUCAAAGCCAUCCUCGCCACCCAGUUCUCCGACUAUGGCAAGGGCGAGCCCUUCCAUCAGGAAUGGAAGGAGUUCCUCGGCGACAGCAUCUUCACGACCGACGGCGACCAGUGGCACGCCAGCCGGCAGCUCAUUCGACCCCAGUUCAUCAAGGACCGCGUCAGUGACUUGCACUGCUUCGAGUCGCAUAUCCAGACCUUGUUCAAGGCUAUUGCCAACGGCGGCGCUUUAGAUGGAGAGGAUCAGGUCGUCAAUAUGGAUGCCGUUGACGGCAAGGUCAUGGACGUGUCGGACCUCUUCUUCCGAUACACCUUGGACGUGGCAACUGACUUCCUCCUAGGUCAGGACGUAAAGUCUCUUUCAACCGUCAAGCAAGAGUUCGCCGAAGCCUUCAACGAAGUCCAGCGCGUCCAGAACAUCCUCGCCCGCGCCGCCAAGCUGAAACCCUUCAUCCCCCUCUUCUCCUUCCGUGCCGGCCUCAACGUAAUGAACGACUUUGUCAACAAGUUCAUCGAGCGCGCCCUCCGCCUGAGCCCCGAGGAACUCGCCUCCAAGACGAAAUCAGACUCAGGGUACACCUUCCUCCACGAGCUCGCCAGCUUCACCCGUGACCGCAAAGUCCUCCGCGACCAGCUCGUCGCCGUCCUCCUCGCAGGCCGCGACACCACCGCCGCCUCCCUCUCCUGGACCCUAUACGAGCUGGGCCGCCACCCGGAAGUCGUCCGCAAGCUCCGCGCCGAGAUCAUCGAGCAGGUCGGCCUCGACCGCGAACCCACCUACGCCGACCUCAAGAACAUGAAAUAUCUCCAAAACGUCAUGAACGAGGUCCUGCGCCUCUACCCCGUCGUCCCCUUCAACGUCCGCCUCGCCCUCAAGGACACGACCCUCCCCGUCGGCGGCGGGCCCGACGGCACCUUACCGCUCGCCGUGUGCAAGGAUACGCCGAUAGGGUACUCCACGCUCCUGAUGCAGCGCCGCGAAGACCUGUACCCGCCCGUGUCCGAGACGUUUGCGCACCCGGAGACCUUUUCGCCCGAGCGGUGGUACCACUGGCAGCCCAAGCCGUGGACGUAUAUUCCAUUUAACGGCGGGCCCCGGAUCUGCAUCGGGCAGCAGUUCGCGCUGACGGAGAUGAGUUAUACGCUGUGCCGGCUGUUUCAGAGGUUUGAGAGGGUGGAGAGUUAUAUGGAUGCCGUUGACGGCGGGAAGCCGACGCUCAAGGCGGAGAUUGUGCUGCAGCCUGGAGAUGGUGUCAAGGUUGCUUUCUGGAGGGCGAAGCAGGGGUAAAUGUGAAGGAUUUUGACGCUGCUGAGAGAGAGAGAGGGGGGGAGCGAGUUCGUUUUGCGACGACGAUUGGAAAGAUAUUUGAGAUUAGGUGGAUGACUGAUGAUUACGACGAACAUCUCUACACAAUACUCUUGCUCUGUAAGAUAUAUUUCUCAAGGCAGCGUCAGCCGUCUUCUCAUCGCACUGUAGGCGAAAUGGUGUGGGAGGUUGGGAUAAGCAAACCUCUUUUGUGUAACGGACAAGCCCCAUACACGACGACAAGCCACAUCCCGACCUUUCUCUUCCCCCAGAGACUGAGGCUACCCUGGAGGAUGCUGCCAAAGUAGGCGCCCACUUCAAAUUAGGAGUAGAGUAAGCAAAAGCGGGUACUCGCGUUAAAGAGCAGGGCUAUUUGAUAGGGCUGAAGUGAGAGGCGGCCAAAGUUGAGAGCGGAUUGUGGCUGCUGAUGUGCAUGGGCGACCGUUGUCUUGGCUUGGCAACUUUGGGUUGCAGUGUUUGUUGGAAGCUAGCCUGAUAGGAAAUUGUGUCAAGACGAUCUGGGAUUGAAGAGGGUUGCGAGACGGGUUUGGAGUCUGAUAGCGCCGAAGAUCUAUUACCACGGGACAUCUUGGAUUUGGAUCCGUACUUUUAUGUAUACUUAAGAAACCGUG
This is a messenger RNA of Colletotrichum scovillei, 2665 nucleotides long. RefSeq names its product cytochrome P450. The transcript has 3 exons. Lineage: Eukaryota; Fungi; Ascomycota; Sordariomycetes; Glomerellales; Glomerellaceae. Gene Ontology annotation, molecular function: iron ion binding; oxidoreductase activity, acting on paired donors, with incorporation or reduction of molecular oxygen; monooxygenase activity. Bases 408 to 2015 code for a protein of 535 amino acids. The record is from RefSeq and is a predicted model, not a curated record.